This is a messenger RNA of Centropristis striata (black sea bass), 7798 nucleotides long. RefSeq names its product pleckstrin homology domain containing, family G (with RhoGef domain) member 2 (gene plekhg2). The coding region runs from base 452 to 7798 and encodes 2448 amino acids. NCBI's taxonomy places the organism in Eukaryota, Metazoa, Chordata, Actinopteri, Perciformes, Serranidae. The record is from RefSeq and is a predicted model, not a curated record. Gene Ontology annotation, molecular function: guanyl-nucleotide exchange factor activity. The transcript has 22 exons.
CGGGACGCUGACUUUCUCACCAGCCCCAACCUUUUAUUCUACUUUUCUUCACUUUAUUUUGAAGCUGAAAGCGGAUGCAGAGGUUACACGAAGUUCUCGCCGGACAGAUGUUUGAUGGAUUUUCUCUCUUUUUGUGCUUUUGGUGCGUAAAACUUCGCCAAGUCGGUUAGCGGAGAAACCGGAGGACUGAGAGGUUUAUUUUUGGGGAAAAUACUAGGCUAUGCGUGUUUGAGCGCCUGAGAGAGGAAAGUUGUUGAAAGCUCUGAGCGUGUUUGAUCCAAUGCGUCCGGAGCGGCCGGUCACACAGCAGGAACACCGGAGACAGAGCGAGAGAGAGGCGGCCAGAGGAGCUGCGAUCAGCGGGUCUGCAGCGACUCACCGGCUGCUGGACGUACAUGUCUCCGCUCCCCAACGGCACCGAGGUUUCUACUUCCUGUGACAUCAUCGCACCAUGCCUGAGGGGUCACGGCGUGGCAGCCAGAGAUCGCCCAGCAACACAGCCUCCAAGCGUCCCUCCUCAGUCUCGUCUCUGAGUGGGAUUGUGGGUAGGAUGAUGUCGUCCGGCGAGCGAGGAGCCUCGUCCUCCUCCUGCACGUCCGUCAACACCGUGUGCUCGGACAGCGAGCGUCCCGCCUCCCUGUCCCUCUCCUCCUCCGCGUCCUCCGUGUCCCUGCAGGACACCUCCCACUCCUCCUCCUCCUCCUCCUCCUCUUCCUCCUUGCCGUACGGCGCCGUGCCGACCUACAACGCCUGCUCAUCAUCGUCCUCCACGCCGAAGAGGAACAGCUCCGACAUUAGCCUGGACCUCACUCCUCUCGUCACGCCACAUGGAGGAGGCGGUCCUGCGGGGGGAGGAGUCUGCGUGGCCAUGGCAACAGGAGGAGGUCACCACCCGAACGGAUACAUAGCCAAUCCGGCGGCAUCGGUGGUGGCAGUGAUGGCCACGCCCAGACAGCUGUCACGCCUGGACCGAGUGGUGCUGGAGAUCGUGGAGACAGAACAAGCGUAUGUCAGAGAUCUGAAGAGCAUCGUGGAGGAUUAUCUGGGCUGCAUCAUCGACUAUGGCUCUCUGCCGUUGAAGCCGGAGCAGGUCAGCACGCUGUUCUGCAACAUCGAGGACAUCUACGAGUUCAACAGUGACCUGCUGGAGGAUCUGGAGAGGAGUCCUCACGCUGCAGCCAUCGCAGAGUGCUUCGUGGUGAGGAGUGAAGCCUUCGACAUCUACACACUCUACUGCAUGAACUAUCCAAACUCGGUGGCCGUUCUGAGGGACUGCAUGAAAAACAAAAGUCUGGUUCGUUUCUUCCAGGAGAGACAGACGACUCUGAACCAUUCUUUACCUCUGGAGACGUACCUGCUGAAACCAGUGCAGAGGAUCCUCAAAUACCACCUGCUGCUCCAGGAACUGUUGAAGCACUUUGAUAAGAGCGACCCCGGCUAUGAGGUCAUCGAGGAUGCCAUCAUCACCAUGACAGCGGUGGCCUGGUACAUCAACGACAUGAAGAGGAAACAGGAGCACGCCGUGCGGCUGCAGCAAAUCGAGUCCCUACUGGUGAACUGGAGCGGGCCGGACCUCAGCGGGUUCGGAGAGCUGGUUCUGGAAGGUUCCUUCAAAGUGCACCGAGUGAAGAAGGAGCGAGCGUUCUUCCUGUUCGAUAAGAUGCUGCUGAUCGCCAAGAAGAGGCUGGAGCAGUUCGUCUACAGCACGCACAUAUUCUGCUGUAACCUGCUGCUCGUGGAGACUCUGAAGGAUUCUCUGUGCUUCAAAGUGUCUGACCAGACCAUCCCCAAACAGCAGCACAUCGUCCAGACGAAGAACCAGGAGGAGAAGAGGCUCUGGGUCCACUACCUCAAGAGACUGAUCGUAGAAAACCAUCCUGCUUCUCUACCACAGAAGGCGAGGCAGGUCCUGGGAGACAACUUCUGUCAAUCUCCUCAGUUCGACCAUGACCUGAAGAAGUCGUCCACCUCGCCGCGAUUCGACGACAUACACGGAUACCACCGAGGAAGACGCCAGUCAGAGCCUCCAGAGCUGCUCAUGUACACACCGGAGAAGUCCAGGAAGAGUCUGCCGCUGCUGCUGGAGGGAAACCUGCCGUACAGACGCACCCGCAGGCAGUCAGCUCCGGCUAAAGACAUCGAGGGGGCGUUUCAUCCCAACGGCCAGGCAGGGACAGCCAAUGGGCCGGAUGUGGCCCCGGUCUGCCCUAGGCGCUUCACUCAGGCGGGCAGCGAGGGCGAGCUGUGCCAGGCGGGCAGUCUGGGCUCGGCAGGCAGCAGCAGCACGCUCGCAUCCUCCGUCAUCGAGGUGGAGGCGGAGAGGACCGACCAGGGCCUGACGACACAGCUGAGACCGAACCAAGAGGAAGAGGAGGAGGAUGAAGAGGAUCUGACCCCCCUCAGCCCUCCGCCCACUCUGUCCAUCACUGAAGAGAUCCUGGAGUUCAUUAACCAGAGCAGAGCCAGAGAGGGACUGACCGCGCUCAGCUCCGGCCCCACGGAGCCGGUCUUGGAUCCGCCCACAGAGAGUCCGUCACCAUCUGAUCAGACCAACUUCACCUCCCCGCUGCCCCCGCUCGCCUGCCCCUCCAGCCCAGAGCACCUACCCACAAUGCAGCUGGAGCAGGAGAAGCCUGAAGAUGAGACAAAUGUAGUCCAAGAAAUUCCAGUCGGAGAAAGUGAAGUGGAAAAAAGAACGGAGGGGGACAGAGAGACUCAAGGACAAGUGGUUGAGAAAGAGGAAGAAGAGAAUAACACAAGGGCUGAAGGAGAAGAUGAGAUCCCUGCCCCGAUAGUAGAGCCUCAUCCCUCCAUCUCAGCAGAGGAAGAAGGAGAGAACAGCAGCUGUCAGUCACUCAGGGAGGAGCCGAACACCGAGGCCAACACUUCUUCCUCUAAUCCAGAUCUCCCUCAUCACAGCAGCCGGAGGGGCCAGCCUCCCACGAGAGGCUCCCACCUCACCAAGCGAGACAAGAAGAUCAUUGAGAAGAUCCGGAGUUACUACGAGGCGGCAGCCGAAGCCGAAGAGGAAGAGGCGGAGGAGGAAAACGAGGACGUAGAAGGAGUGGUGACAAGAAGGAGAAACAGUUUCUCACAGAUCCCGUCUGGCCUGGUGAAGGAGUCGGUGUCACGCUUUGAUGUGAGCGGACACCAGGAGCCGGAGAGUGAAGCACCUGAAGAGAUCCAUAGCGAGGCCAAUCACUCCGCUCCCAUCUCUCCCCCGACUUCUCUCUCAGAAAAUGAUGCAGAUAAACCAAUUGGCUCCUUAGAUGUCGAUGCAGAGCGCUCAGCCUCACUAGCCUCUUGCAGGAUGCAGGACAAGGAGAAUCAAGAGGGUCUAAAUCUAAACCCAGACCGGCCUGCUGCAGAAUUUGCUGAGAUUCAGCCAUCAGUGGAAGUCCUGGAGGAGAAGCAGGAGGAAAAGAUGAGUGUUGUUGCUGCUGGGGAGCACAGUGAAAAGUCACUUCAAGGAGAAUCUGUUACUGAACAGUGCAGAGCUGAAACGAUCCAAACCAGCACAGGAAACCAGGCUGUUGUGAAUGGACAUGGACCGAACCCAGCAGGAGAAACGAACGGAUGCCAUAAGGAGCCCCCUAAAUCUCUGCCACCUGUAGAGCAAUGUGGAAAGAGUGAGACCAAGGCUCCGUCCUCUUGGACUAGAAACAAGAACAGAGACCUGACCCAGAGCAGCGGGAACCUCGAGGGUCUCCCCAGUCAGAUCAAAGUGGGUCGAUGGUCCCGCCACUCCAGGAUCGUCACCUCAAACCGGGUCCUGUUUGAGAGUAUGGGAUCGGACGUAGCCAGUAUUGGGUUGUUCGAGGCCGGCCCUGUGGUGGACCCCAUGCUGAUGGAGAACUCGGAGCGGAUUCUGAGCAAGGUCCAAACACUGGCCCGCAUGUACAGCGUCAAAGCCAGCACCAUGAAGGUUCCACUGCAUCAGAAACGGGCCAGCACGGUCUGGAACCAGUCUUGGGGCUCAUGUAGACUCUCCGGACUCUCACAGGUCCAGUCUCAGACCCCAACUAAGUCCCAUACACAACACAAAGUGGAAUCAGAAACCCAAACUCGCUCUGAGACCAAAGUUCAGAGUCAAACUAUAACACAAACUCGGCAGCAGAUCCAAACGAAAACCCAGACGUGUAACGAGACACAUCACCAAAGCCAAAACCAGACCAAAACGUACAGCCAGUACCAGACACAGACCCAGACCAUGAUCCAGGAGGACCAAACCAUCCCCGAGGACAGGAGGGUGAAGAGAGCAGAGAGCCUGACAAACGAUUACCAGGAUCAGGUGCUGGCGCCCUGCGAGCCACUGCUGUUCGGUCAAAUGUUGGUCAAAGAGCAGCUGACUCCGGCCGGUCACCACCAGACCAACAGCUUCACCCUCUCCAGGCCCAGAGACUUCAUCUCAGCCUUGACCAAAGACAGAGACCCCCAGACUCUCUCUACGUCCGGAGAGAAUUUGUCCACCUUGCAGAGAGACUUUUCGUCCAGCCAGGCCCAGUGCACCUCCACUGACCCAUCCAGGCAUCUCCUCAGAACAUCACCUGGAGACCAGAGCUCUGGUCUGUGCCGAGUCACUGAGGUCGGGGACUACUGCUCUACGUCUUCCACAGGGAGAGUCCAGGCCCUGGAUCAGAGCGAGGAGGCUUAUUCAGAUACUGAAGAAAAAAGAGAGAGGUCGGCGCUCAGCAGUGCACGCCCUGUUUACUCAGUCAGGGAGGACUCAACAUCUAUAAACAUCAUUAGCCAGCCAGCGCACGCCAUGCCAAGUCUGUCUGCUCACAGCAUACCACAGUGGGAAACUUCCAAAGAUGGAGAUGAGCAGCACAAAUAUAAGCAGGAUGCCCAGUAUAAACUCGCACCAGAGGUUUCCACAGAAUAUACUGACAACAAAGUUGUGCAGAGUGGUCACGCAGGGCCGAGAUACUUUGUUUGCAAAGAAGCCGUGGAUGAGGCGUCCCCAGGAGAGCUGGCACUGAUGGUGGCCUCUGCACAGAGUCAGGCUCCAGCAGGAGAAACAUUGCAGCUGGCAGAGGGAUGCACCAACACACCAGUGAAAGAUGAGCCCUUCAGUGAGCAGAUAAAGUCUGACUGUCUGUCACAGAGCAGGCUGAGUCUGCAGGGUUCAGCAGUGAUCUUCACAGGAGAGACACCUUAUCACAGGUCCUCAGAGGAACCAGCUGCCCCCCCUCACCUGGACCAGCCGUCCCUCACCACUCAUGACUCCUCACAGGUGUCCAGUCAUGCAGUCACAAAAACCCAAGAGGGUCAUAAAGCCAUGACACCAAGUCCGUGGUCGUCAGUCCCAAACUCAGAAUCAAGUCCUGCCCGACCUCACCCUCCAUCAGUCCAGUCUGUAGACCGUCUGCCAAUGUUCACCAGCCAGAGGCCGCAGGAGCUUCUGACCACCAGCAGCAGCAGGGAACCAGACUUGCACCAGCAGUACACCAGCCGCCCAUCUCCCAGGCCAACGGAGAGCUCUCACCCCGGGCUGAACACGGAGCUCAGUGCGGCGCCCUCGGCCUUCAGGUCCAACCUCAGGCAGCAAUCCCCGUCCCCCGUCAGAGCUCCUCCUUGCUCCUCACCCUUCAGGGUUGUCCCCGCAGCUUCUCCCACCCCUGUCCCUGCAGAGGAGUCCCCCGUCUCCCGGGGUCACCCUUGUUUCUCUCCUCCUCCUUUUUCUGGGAGGGCGUCCUUGCUGCGAGCUCCCCCUGCCUCCUCUCCUUCACCCUCCUCUGCUUUCACUCCAUCCCUACAAGCAGCUCCUCCCUCAUCCCCCACACCAGCGUCUUCUCUCCGCUCUCCCCCGUGCUCCUCCCCCAUCUCCUCCUCCUCUUCUGCAUUCACCAGAUCCCUUGCUGCCUCCUGCAUCAGCCAGUCCAUCAGUCAGAGCAUGGCCAAAAAGAACAAUGCCCCACCUGUUAACAUGGUGAACCCCUCCCCCACACCUUCCUUACCCUCUUCUCACCUUCGACGGCGCUCCCCUUCACCUAAGCUCCUCCCCGGUCAGCAGGGCUCCAGCAUGCCUGCGUACGCCCAGCUGGGGUGCUCUACCCAGCACCCGAAGGGUCCCCCGUCCUCUCUCUGGUCCUCCUGUCCGUCUCCGUCUCUCAUGCACUCAUCUCCCCCUCCUCCUCCCGCUCUCUCCCAACGCUCCCCCUCCCCAUCCACGACCCCGGGCCAUCACCUGCCCUCCUCUCCGUCCCCUCGCCCCUCGUUCCUUCACUCCAAAUCCGACCCAUCUCAGAAUGCAAACAGCAACAACAAUAACAGCGUCAGUCUGGCUCGUGUAAACGCUGGGAUCAGCAACGGGAGUAACGCCAGCAUUACUCGCUCCGUCAGUAACGGCGGCUGGUCAGUGAGCCAGCAGACGGUUAACGGUAACGCCACAGCGCUACAGCACGCCACUGACCCUCUCUGGUCAGCGUCACACAACCGUGUCGCUCGUCCAUUUUCUGCCUCUGAGCCCAGCUCACGAGUCCAGUCCCCAUCGCCCUCCCCAACCCCUGCUUCCUUUACCCGCCUCUGCUCCCCACCGCCUCAGCAUAACUACUCCUCCCCCAUGGCGAACAAGCCUCCCCACCCUCGGAGCACACGGCCAGGAGGUGCAGGCCCCCAUAACCCCUUAGGCCUCACUUUAGAGAUACCCAGGACCUCUGCAGCAGGUUUUGGGCAGCCUUCCUUAUAUCCAAGCCCCCGGAUCCUCUCGCCGCCUCCUAUUGGUGUGUCAGUGAAUGUUUGGACAAAUAAUGUUGCAGCACCUCAGCCCAGAAACCCUAAACACACCUCCUUUUCCUCCUCGUUCGGCACACAAACACUGGAGAACGCCUCUUUCCCCACUUCUUCUCUGCUGCGUGGUCCCAGAGCCUCCUCCCCCUCCAGUCCCUGUGCUCCUGCAGCCUCUCAAACCCUCCGUCGCUCUUUCUCCUCCAACCUGGCCGACAGAUCCCCGAGCCCGGCCCGGGGCAACCCCAGUGGCCAGCGCCGCUCCUGGGCAGACGGCAGCCGCAGGUCCCUUGGUUUUAGUGGUCAAGGCUCCUUUGACCAGCAUGAGUCGUGUCCGGCCAGUCCCCGGAGCGGCUGGUCCUCGUACGGCGGCUCCCCGUCCUGUCUCAGCCCUCGAGCCGGGCUGCAGUCCCCGCUCUCGCCCAGCAAGCUCACCCCAGGGAAGGGCACCAUUGGUGGGCAGCAUUUUACCAGCGUACCCUGGCCUGAUGUUCGAGAGCUUUCAAAUAAAUAUAAAGGACCAGAAAGCCUUGAUUCCACCAUCAUGGCCUCCUGUUCGUCUCCUCUACACCACCUCCUCUCCUCUCCCGCUCCGUCAGACACCAACUCAGAGUGGGGAGACCCGGAGUUGGAGGAGGGGAACUGUCGCAGCCAGCUGAUCUGCGCCUACGUUGCUCGUCCAUCCUGCGAACAGAGCCGCUCCUCCUGUAUGGUUCUCUCCGCCUCAGGCAUGACCUCCCCUCCUCCUCCUGCUCCCUACCAGUACCAAACCUACACAGCACCUCCUGCUCCCUCAGCUGGGUCCCCCUUUCCCUUGAGCUCAUCACCUCUACCUUUUACCCAUUCAUCCCCUGCCAAACAAGGGAACCAGAAGACCAGUUACGCCACCACGGUCAACCUUCAGAUUGCCGGAAGUGGCCGAAUAACCUCCUUCAGCACCGCCCAAGUCAGCCUGACCCAGACCCUGCAGGGUGGAGCUGCAGCAGGAGGCCAGGGACAUGGGCAGAUGGCGAGGAGAGUGAGCAUCAACGGACUGUCACACCUUCCUUCCCCUCUCCCUCAGAACUGA